AUGAACACGUUAACGGCCACAGUGCCCAUUCGGGCCGCCUGCUUCCCAAAAUCACAAUUGCACAUUGUCCUGCGAGGAUACACGAGUGUUGUUGCUACAGCGGGGUUACGACGGGGGAGUCCCUUGUAUGCCACGACACAUCGCCAUCAGACGGACGCCAAACGGUUUAUCUCGACCACUCCGCAAUCGAAAAUCAAAGAAUUCUUCCCCCCUCCCGAUGCGCCUCAUAUCAAAGAGAUGGAAACCGCAUGGGUCCAUCCUGUCUACACCGAAGAACAGAUGCAGCAAGUCACAGUCGCCCAUCGACAAGCAAAGGACUGGCCCGACUGGGUCGCUCUGGGCACGGUGCGGUUGCUGCGAUGGGGUAUGGAUUUGGUCACUGGAUACCGCCAUGCCCCGGCAGGCAAGGAGAACGAAACUAAGUUCCAAAUGACCGAACAGAAAUGGCUCACCCGGUUCAUCUUCCUGGAAAGCGUCGCGGGAGUGCCUGGUAUGGUGGGAGGGAUGUUGAGACAUUUGAGGAGUCUGCGACGGAUGAAGCGGGAUAAUGGAUGGAUUGAGACCCUAUUGGAAGAGGCAUAUAAUGAGCGGAUGCAUUUGCUCACCUUCCUCAAGCUUGCGGAGCCGGGAUGGUUCAUGCGCCUCAUGGUUCUCGGGGCCCAAGGGGUGUUCUUCAACGGCUUUUUCAUUUCCUAUCUCCUAUCCCCCCGGAUCUGCCAUCGAUUCGUCGGGUAUCUGGAAGAGGAAGCCGUCCUCACCUAUUCGCGAGCGAUCAAAGACAUCGAGAGCGGCAAGUUGCCCGAAUGGGAGAAACUGGAAGCCCCCGAGAUUGCUGUGCAAUACUGGAAAAUGCCCGAGGGACAGCGCAGUAUGAAGGACCUCCUCCUGUACGUCCGAGCAGACGAGGCCAAACACCGAGAGGUAAACCACACAUUGGGCAACUUGCACCAAGGGGCAGAUCCCAAUCCAUAUGCUGCCAAGUAUAAAGACCCGACCAAGCCUCAUCCCGGGAAAGGGAUUGAAAAUUUGAAAGCCACGGGGUGGGAGCGAGACGAGGUGAUCUAG
Messenger RNA from Aspergillus tanneri, 1065 nucleotides. It is a transcript of the gene AOX1, whose product is annotated as alternative oxidase. Gene Ontology annotation, molecular function: alternative oxidase activity. Gene Ontology annotation, biological process: alternative respiration. The coding region runs from base 1 to 1065 and encodes 354 amino acids. The transcript is spliced from 3 exons. Gene Ontology annotation, cellular component: mitochondrion. The record is from RefSeq and is a predicted model, not a curated record. Lineage: Eukaryota; Fungi; Ascomycota; Eurotiomycetes; Eurotiales; Aspergillaceae.